Molecule: messenger RNA, 5290 nt
Organism: Nematolebias whitei (Rio pearlfish)
Lineage: Eukaryota; Metazoa; Chordata; Actinopteri; Cyprinodontiformes; Rivulidae
Gene: myo5c
Product: myosin VC
Exons: 40
Coding region: 1-5229 (1742 amino acids)
Biological process (GO): actin filament organization; vesicle transport along actin filament
Cellular component (GO): vesicle; myosin complex; cytoplasm
Molecular function (GO): ATP binding; microfilament motor activity; actin filament binding
Source: RefSeq, a predicted model, not a curated record
AUGACUUUACUGGAACUUUACACAAAGUAUAACAGAGUGUGGAUACCAGAUGCAGAGCAGGUGUGGAAAUCAGCUGAAAUUACAAGAGAUUUCCAUUCUGGGGACGAUGUUCUUGAACUACUUUUUGAAGAUGGCACUGACUACAGAUACCCUGUUGACACAUCUCAACCCAAACUCCCUCCUCUUCGAAACCCAGACAUCUUGGUGGGCGAGAACGACCUCACAGCUCUCAGCUACCUGCACGAGCCUGCAGUCCUGCACAAUCUCAAAGUGCGAUUCGUUGAAUCCAGAAUCAUCUAUACGUACUGUGGUAUUAUUCUAGUUGCUGUAAAUCCAUACAAACAGCUUCCCAUCUAUGGAGAUGCAAUCAUUCAUGCCUACUCAGGCCAGAACAUGGGGGACAUGGAUCCUCAUAUAUUUUCAGUGGCAGAGGAGGCGUACAAACAGAUGGCCAGAAAUCACAAGAACCAGUCUAUCAUUGUGAGCGGAGAGUCUGGAGCUGGUAAAACGGUGUCAGCUCGAUAUGCUAUGAGGUACUUUGCUGUUGUGAGCAAAUCUGGAAGUAAGACUCGAGUUGAAGACAAAGUGUUGGCAUCUAAUCCAAUAACAGAGGCCAUAGGGAAUGCAAAAACCACUCGAAAUGACAACAGUAGCCGGUUUGGAAAAUACACAGAGAUCGGCUUUGAUAGGAAGUACCGGAUCAUUGGAGCAAACAUGAGGACUUACCUGCUGGAGAAAUCCAGAGUUGUUUUUCAGGCAGAGAAUGAGCGCAAUUAUCACAUAUUUUACCAACUGUGUUCAUGUGCAGACUUGGUGGAGUUCAAGAACCUGAGACUGUUGAGCGCAGAUAAGUUCAGAUACACUUGCAUGGGCGGUGACAUCACCAUCGAAGGUGUAGUUGACAAGAAAGACAUGGAAGAAACUCGACGGACCUUCUCACUGCUGGGUUUAAAAGAGGACUUUCAGUCAGACGUUUUUAAAGUUUUAGCAGCGAUUCUGCAUUUGGGAAACGUGGAGAUCAGAAGUUCGGGAGAUGAUAAAUCAUCCGUUCCUUCUAACGAUCCUCACCUGGCAGUCUUCUGUGACUUGUUAGGUGUGAAGGCAGAAGAACUGGUGCGCUGGCUGUGCCACCGGCGAAUCGUUCUGGUGGCAGAGGCUGUUGUCAAACCGGUGCCCAAAGAGCGAGCUGUGAACGCCAGAGAUGCCCUGGCGAAGCAGCUCUACGCUCAUCUGUUUGACUGCAUCAUCAACAGGAUCAACGCUGCGCUGCAAGUUCCUGGAAAACAACAUGCGUUCAUGGGUGUCCUGGACAUUUAUGGGUUUGAAACAUUUGACAUCAACAGCUUUGAACAGUUUUGCAUCAACUACGCGAAUGAAAAGCUCCAGCAGCAGUUUAACUUGCACGUUUUCAAGCUGGAGCAGGAGGAGUACAUGAAGGAGGACAUCCCUUGGACGCUGAUAGAUUUCUACGACAACCAGCCUGUCAUCGACCUGAUCGAAGCAAAGAUGGGGAUCCUGGACUUGCUUGAUGAAGAAUGUUUAUUCCCUCAAGGGACUGAUCAGAGCUGGCUGCAGAAAUUGUACAACUACCUGGAUGCCAAUCCUUUGUUUGAGAAGCCCAGGUUAUCAAAUGAGGCUUUUGUGAUUCAACACUUUGCAGACAAGGUGGAAUAUCAAUGCAGAGGUUUUCUCGAGAAGAACCGAGAUGCUCUUUACGAAGAACUUGUGAACACAAUGGGGACCAGUAAGUUUUUGUUUCUGAGAGACUUUUUCCAAGAAAAGGAGCAAAACACCACAAACUCUAAAGGUGUGAAAGUGAAGCCGGCCAGGCCUUCGUUGAAACCAGCCAAUAAACAGCUGAGAACCUCUGUGGGAAACAAGUUCUGCAGCUCCCUGUCUUUACUGAUGGAGACGUUAAACGCCACCACUCCUCACUAUGUGCGCUGCAUUAAGCCUAACGAUGAAAAACGUCCGUUUGAGUACGACUCUGGUAGAGUGGUGCAGCAGCUGCGAGCCUGUGGGGUCCUGGAAACUAUUCGUAUCAGCGCCCAGAGCUACCCUUCCAGGUGGACGUACAUUGAGUUUUACAGUCGAUACAGUAUCCUAAUGUCACACGAGGAGGCUAACCUCAGAGACAAGAAACAAACCUGCAAGAAUGUGCUGCAGAAGUUGAUUCAGGACUCCAACCAGUACAAGUUUGGCCGGACAAAGAUCUUCUUCCGAGCCGGUCAGGUAGCUUAUCUGGAGAAGCUGCGUCUGGAUCGACUUCGAGCAGCCUGUGUGACCAUUCAGAAACACUUACGUGGAUGGAGCCACAGGAGGAGGUACCUGAGGGUGAGGGAGGCAGCCAUCAUCAUUCAACAGUACAUCCGAGGGAAGAGGACAAUUCGUAAAACGGUGAGCGCUGUAAUGCUGAAGCAGGGCUGGGCGGCUCUGGUGAUCCAAAGACACUGGAGAGGAUACCGCAUGAGGCAGGUCUUCCAGGUGGUCCGUCUGGCCUCCAUCACCAUCCAAGCCUUCACAAGAGGUUGGAUGGCCAGAAAACGCUACAAGAAGAUGAUGGAGGAACACAAAGCACUGGUUUUGCAGAAAUAUGCCAGAGCAUGGUUGGCACGGCGACGGUUUCAAACCAUGCGCCGGCUCGUGCUUAAUGUCCAGCUUUCCUACAGAGUUCAGCAGCUCCGUAAGAAGAUUGACGAGCAGAACAAAGAGAAUCGUGGACUGAUGGAACGACUCACGAGCUUGGCCAACUCUAAUUCUCAAACUGUGGAAAGACUUCAAAGUCUGGAGGCGCAGCUGACAAAAUUAACCACUCAGAAGGCUUCUCUGGAGGAAAAAGAGAGGAAAGCCAAAGAAGAAGCUAGUCUGACAAUUGCUCGGCUUCAGAAGGAAAUAGAAGCACUCAGCCUUGAAAAGCAGAACUUGGAGAAAAAGUUUGAUGUGAGCAUCAAAGAGGCCAAAGAGAGCUUUGAUCAAAUAAAAAGGAACCUCCUGGAUGAGAAAGAAAAUGAAGCCAGGCUUAGAAAGAUCGCAGAGAAUAACACUGAGAUCCAGAGACAGGACCACGAGAAAGAGCUGGAAACUCUGAAGGAGGAGAUAAAGAGACUAAAGGAGGACAGGGUGAGUCUGCAGAGGAAGAUGGAGGAGGGUGCGCAGGUGAACUCUGAGCUGCAGGAGCAGGUCGUUCAGCUCACCAAACACGUCAAGGUCAUUCCAGAGCUGCGCAGGGAUCUGAACAACAUGCAAAACCAGAGGAACAGCCUGGACCGAAGGAUGAAGGAACAGUCAGAACAAGCAGCAGAUAAAGUUAAGAAGAUCAUAAGACAACUUCUUGGUGAUGUUGUUGAAAAGGAGAAACUUUUGGGGCUCGCUCCUGUCAACUUUGAGAAGGUUUAUGACCCUGAUGAUUUGCUGGCAACCUUCGAGGGCCUGCACGAAGCCGCCAGGAUUCUGGAAAGCCACCAGAGGGAACUCAGGGAGAGCCAUGAGACUCAAGUGGAGGGCUUGGUCCUAAAAGCGGACCUCCUUCAAAAUGAGAACAGCAAGCUGCAGAAUCUCUUCCAGGAAAAAAUUAACGUCAAUGAAGAUAUUCACCAAGAAGUGUCGAGGCUGAGCAGUGAGAACUCUGUUAUACCUGAGCUGAAACAGCAGGUUUUUGAGCUGCAAAGACAUAAACAGGAGCUGGAGGGUUUUGUAAAGGAGCAGAGCCGAGAGUUAGCAGAAAAAAACACAGAGAUAACCAACAUUCUUCAGACAAAGUUUACAGAAGAAAGCUCACAGCGCAGACUCUUUGAAGAGAGAGCCAGAGAGCUGGAGGAGGCGAAGGAGGAGCUUCAAGGGAGGAUCAAGGAACUGGAAGAGGAGAAGGAUCACUUGAGGAGACAGCAGCUGAUGGAGAGUGAAGUCAAGGGAAAACUGAGAGAGGAGACUUCACGAUUAACUGCAGAGAACAUGGACUUCGAAGAGCAGCUCGACCAGAAAGAUAGACUAAUAAAGAAACUCCAGAGUCAAAUAAAGUGCCUUGAAAUAUCAUCAAAAGCAAAACAAAAUUCAGUGUCUGUCAUUCCCAAAGAAUACCUCGGCAUGUUGGAGUACCAGAGAGACGAUGAGUCCAGGCUCAUUCAAAAUAUCAUCCUGGAUCUGAAGCCCAAAGGUGUGGCGGUCAGUAUGAUUCCCACCCUACCUGCGUACAUCCUGUUCAUGUGUGUCCGACACGCCGAUUACCUGAACGAUGACAGAAAACUCAAGUCUCUCAUGAACGGGAUGAUUGUUGCUGUCAAAAAAGUCAUCACGGCUCACCACAAAGACGCUGAGUUUUUGUCCUUUUGGCUGUCGAACACACAUCAGCUGCUCAACUGUCUGAAACAAUACAGCGGGGAGGACGAGUUCCUGAAACAAAGCACCCCUCGUCAGAAAAAGAACUGCCUGCAGCACUUUGAUUUGUCCGAACACAGACAGAUUCUCAGUGACCUGGCCAUUCACGUCUAUCACCAGCUCAUCAGUGGCAUGCAGAAGACUCUCACACCUGCUAUUGUGCCUGGUAUGUUGGAGCACGAGAGCUUACAGGGGAUCUCCAGCAUGAAGCCGACGGGCUUCAGGAAGCGCUCCAACAGUGUUUAUAACGACUCUGAGAGCUACACCAUCUCCUCCAUUCUGCAGCUGCUCUCCAUCUUCCACUCCACCAUGAGCCACCACGGCAUGGAGCAGUGCCUGAUCAACCAAGUCGUCAAACAGCUGUUCUUCCUGGUGGGGGCCACCACCUUCAACCACAUCAUGCUCCGCAAAGACAUGUGCUCCUGCAGGAAAGGGAUGCAGAUCAGGUGUAACAUCAGUUACCUAGAAGAGUGGCUGAAAGAGAAGGAGCUUCAAAGCUCUAACGCUAUAAAAACUUUGAGGCCAUUGACUCAGGCUGCCUGGCUGCUGCAGGUCAGCAAGUCCACUGAUGAAGACGCCAAAGAGAUCGCUGAAAAAUGCACCGAGCUCAGCCCUGUUCAGAUUGUCAAGAUUUUGAAUUCCUACACACCCAUAGAUGAUUUUGAGAAAAGAGUAACGUCCUCAUUUGUCCGCAGAGUUCAGUCGUUACUUCAAGACCAUGAAGGGUCCACACUGCUGAUGUUGGACUCAGAUUAUCGUUUCCAGGUCACUUUUCCUUUCUGCUCGUCUUCCAUGGCUCUGGAGUCGGUGCAGGUCCCGACCAGCCUUCAUCUGGACUUCCUGACCAGGAUCUGAUCCGACACACUCGACCUUUGACCUGUGAAUUUUCAUGACAAACGACGCCUUUAAAUGUCUU